UAGCGUAGUAAACAGUGACCCUCGGGGAUGAAAGCUGCUCUUGCUCUUUAGAAAAUGGUUUCUGUGAACAAGGAAGAAGGGCUACUUUACUCUAGAUCGAAUGCGACUGGAGAUUUUUCUUUCACAGCUCUAAAGGGAGGGAAGUCAACAGUCAAGAGAGGGUCUCAAUCAACAAGAAAGUCAUGAAAGAGAGAAGAUGGUGCUAUUCCCUUAGCUAGCUUUGACCAGGAAGAAUGAAUUUUCUCUAGAACCCUUGGUUGGGCUAGGAUCCCGAUAAAGGAGAAUGUUCAAAGCGAGACGUUUUUCGAUAAGAGAACAGGUUUUUUCGGAUAAGCUGUUGCCGCUCUUCUGUUAGAGCUCUUUAGUCCCAUCCCUACCAAAGAAAAGAAGAUCUCCCCGGAGCGAGUGACUCAAAGAAAGAAGGCCCAGGGCCCGCCCCCUUUGAGGUGGGUCUUCACUUAUCCGAUUUAGAGCGAAGAAAAGAACUUUAUAGGCGCUCGCUCGUUCCUUCGAUCGGUAAAAACCUACCCGUCGAAUCAAUAGAUCGCAUGAUCAAUGCCCAACUCUUGAUAGAAAAGAGAGUGGAAGCCGCUUUAGUUGAGGAUGGCGUCUCCCCCCUAAACAUAAUUUCCAAACGAAAUGAAAUCCGAGGGAUUAUCUUUUAUCCUCAAGGGGAGACCCUUUCUCUACACACGUACCAGUACUACGUGACUAGUCUGGAAGAAACUGGUACGCGCUCGACUAUUCCUUAUAAGAGGAUAAUACGGGAAGUUACAAGGGCUAACCUCUUCCUAUAGGAGCUUCUUUCUUUUUUUUUCCGGUAUGCCGCUCCGCGAGCAAGGAGCGCCACGCACGAGCGGAGCGAAAACAAAGCAAGAGGAAUUCUUCGUUGGGGGAAAUCCUUUGAUUGCAUAUUGAAUAUAGAUCUAUGUCUUUCUUGUUCUACUAGCUAGGACGAAAUUCUCACAUGUCCCUUUCGUUAUUACAACCUUCUUUUUUGAUGUCAAAGACCAGAAGCUACGCGCAAAUUCUCAUUGGAUCUCGGUUGUUCUUAACAGCGAUGGCUAUUCAUUUAAGUCUUCGGGUAGCACCACUAGAUCUUCAACAAGGUGGAAAUUCUCGUAUUCCAUAUGUACAUGUUCCUGCGGCUCGGAUGAGUAUUCUUCUUUAUAUCGCUACGGCUAUAAACACUUUCUUGUUCCUAUUAACAAAACAUCCCCUUUUUCUUCGCUCUUCCGGAACCGGUAUAGAAAUGGGUGCUUUUUUUACGUUGUUUACCUUAGUUACUGGGGGGUUUCGGGGAAGACCUAUGUGGGGCACCUUUUGGGUGUGGGACGCUCGUUUAACCUCUGUAUUCAUCUCGUUCCUUAUUUACCUGGGUGCAUUGUGUUUUCAAAAGCUUCCUGUCGAACCGGCUUCUAUUUCAAUCCGUGCUGGACCGAUGGAUAUACCAAUAAUCAAGUCUUCAGUCAACUGGUGGAAUACAUCGCACCAACCUGCGAGCAUUAGCCGAUCUGGUACAUCCAUACAUGUUCCUAUGCCCAUUCCGAUCUUGUCUAACUUUGCUAACUCCCCCUUCUCAACCCCUAUCUUGUUCGUUCUGGAAACACGUCUUCCUAUUCUAUCUUUUCCCGAAUCUUCUUUGACGGAAGAAAUAGAAGCUCGAGAAGGAAUACCAAAACCUAGUUCACUCGCUGAUUCUUUUUGCAUCUAUGGCUGAAUGGUUAAAGCGCCC
This is a messenger RNA of Syzygium oleosum, 1735 nucleotides long. Its product is annotated as putative cytochrome c biosynthesis ccmC-like mitochondrial protein. Gene Ontology annotation, cellular component: plasma membrane. NCBI's taxonomy places the organism in Eukaryota, Viridiplantae, Streptophyta, Magnoliopsida, Myrtales, Myrtaceae. The record is from RefSeq and is a predicted model, not a curated record. The transcript has a single exon. Gene Ontology annotation, biological process: cytochrome complex assembly; heme transport. The coding region runs from base 968 to 1720 and encodes 250 amino acids. Gene Ontology annotation, molecular function: heme binding; heme transmembrane transporter activity.